UUGCAUCAGAAGUAUAGCACCAACACCUAAUUAGCUCUCUCCUGAGCCCAAAGUCACUGAGCCCAACUCUCCCUUCAUGAUGCAGUGUGUGGUUUGAGAUAAAUGAUAUAACAUUAAGCUCAAGGUGGUUGAGUCUCAAGCAGUAGGGAGGCGGAAGCAAGCCAAGGGAGCUCCGUGCCCACUGAUCCCACGGGACUCACUGAAGACACCGGAACUGUACUUGCAGUGUUGGGUUUUAAUGCACUCUGUAUUGUGGCUAUUUGUUUAACUGCUCAAGUGUAGACUGUGGGGAGACUGGAGAACAAGGGGUGGGCAGGGACACAGAAAUGUAAAGUACUGGGGAUAGUAUUGAGGUAGUCAAAUAAUGACAAAAUAUAUUUUUCUGUUAUUGAUUGUAUAUUUGGAGAAUAACAAUGAGAAAUGGGUGUAACUGCAAUAUUGCAUGCAAUUUUUUAUUUCACUAGAUAUGUCUCCCCUCAGCUAGCUCGCAUUCUCAGUUUGACGAGUUUGUGAGUACGAUUUAAAUCAAUCACACAUUUAUUUUGAUAGGUUAUUGAGUCAAAUAUUGGACCCAGGUAUGUUAAGUAUUGUAGUCAGUGUCUUACAUGUUUUGAGUAUGGUUAAUUACAUAGUCACAGGUAUAGUUUAGUGAGGGCUAGAAGGUAGGCAGUCCCAUUUGUGGGAUCCUACCCCCCCUCUGAUAUUUUGCCUUCCAUUAUUUCAACGCCAUAUGGUCUUUUUUCUCCCCCCUUCGUGUGUGUGUUACAGCACCCGGAUAGCAAGAUGAUGCAGAUCAACCUGACAGGCUUCCUGAAUGGGAAGAAUGCCCGGGAGUUCAUGAGGGACCUGUGGCCCCUGCUGCUGAGUGCCCAGGAGAACAUUGCUGGCAUCCCCUCUGCUUUUCUGGAACAGAAGAAAGAGGAAAUUAAACAGAGACAGAUUGAACAGGAGAAGCUAGCUUCACUGAAGAAGGUCGAUGAUGAUAAGAAGGAAAAGGACAAGGACAUCAGAGAGAGGGCACAGUCAAAAAGCCCAAGGAGGCGGAAGACAAGAUCGCCAUCACCACGGCGAAGGUCACCAGUGAAGAGGGAAAGGAAACGCAGUGCCUCGCGCUCCCCAAGGCGCAAACCCAGUCCAGUUGGUAGCAGUUCACCCCCUCCGCCCCUGAUGCAGCUGCCCACGAAACCCUUGGAGCAGCUUGUGGAGCCAGACACAUUAGGAAGAGCCCUGCCAGAACCAGUCAUCCAAGAAAUGUCUUCCACCUGUGACACAGUUGUAGAGGUGGUGAAAGCAGACGCAGUGACUGAAGUCAAAGAACUGUCGCCAGAGAAGAUUCACAAGAAAGAGGAAAGGCCCAGGUCUCGGGAAAGGGAGAAGGACAGCAGGAGGGAAAGACCUCACCAUCGUUCUCGUUCUCAUUCCCGCACUCGCAGGCGGCGCUCCCGUUCCAGAUCCUACUCCCCUCGCAGAAGACCGAGUCCAAGGAGGAGGAUGUCUCCUCGUCGAAGGAGCCCCCCUAGGCGCGGCCCCACUAGCUCCAGACACAGACAUAGACGCUCCCCUGUCCGCAGGAGGCGCUCCCGUUCUGCUUCCUCCUCUGGCAGCAGCUCCUCCGGCUCUCGCUCACCCAAAAAAGCAAUGAAAAGAAUAUCUAAUACACCACCCCGAAAACAGGUCCAUCAUCCUGACAACGCCAUGAGCCCUGCAGGGAAGGACAGGCGGUCACCAUCUCCACGGGCCAGACGGGGUAGAGGCUCUGCAUCACCAGCCAGAUCAUCUGGUUUCAAGCGAAAACAAGGAGGAAGAAGUGAUUCUCCACCUGAUAAUGCCAAGCCCAGACCGUCUGAUGGGUCUGAUUCAGAGGAGGAUAAAAAUGAGAAAGGGGCAACAGCAGAUUCGGUGCAGCAGCGACGUCAGUAUCGCAGACAGAAUCGACAGUCGUCUUCAGAUACGGGGUCUUCCUCCUCAGAAGACGAGGGGCCCAAGAGGCCAACAGCAGGGCCAGGUGCCAGAAAUGGGGAUGUCAGGAGGAGACGUAGUCGCACGCCCUCCCCACGGAGACGACACAGGGACGCCUCUCCAAGGAAAAGACGGUCUCCAUCUCCUGGGCGCAGACGUCGCACCCCGUCUCCCCCACGACGUCGCAGAUCUCCCUCUCCUCCUAGACGAAGGUCUCCCUCCCCACCUCCCCGUCGUCGUUCUCCAUCCCCCAGACGAUAUUCCCCCCCUAUCCAGCGUCGCUACAGUCCCUCACCCUUGCCCCCACAGAAGAGGAAGAUGUCUAGCUCUCCCACAAAACGCUCUUCUCCAGGGGCCAAGCGACGCCCCUCCAGGUCCCCCAAACGCAGAAGCUCUCCUGCUCAAAGGAGACGCGCAUCUCCAUCCUCAUCUCCACCCAGACACAGGAGGAGCCCCAUGUUGCCUUCUGUCAGGCAAAGCAGGGAUACAAGAUCCCCAGUUGCAGCAGCCAGCCGCCUCUCCCCGUCCCCUGCAAACCGCGGUCGCACUGUUAGGGGUUCCUCCAGUCCUCAGGGACGAUUCGAAACCUCCAGUACAUCUCCAUCUAACCAGCGAAGACAGCAGUCCCCCUCACACAGCGGCAAACCCAUCCGCAGAGUGUCCCGCACACCAGAGCCACGCAACAGCCAGAGACCAUCUCCAAGUCCCCAGCCCAUGAGGAGAGCAUCCUCCAGGUCCAGAUCUGUUUCCCCUCCACCAGCAGCUCAGAAACGUCCGGCCCCUGCAUCUGCCUCCCCCUCACCAUCUCGCUCAGCCAGUGGGUCUCCGCCACCAGCCAAAAAAGCCAGCAGUGGUUCAGGCAGUCAGUCCCCAAGCAAGAAUUCAGAUGUUGAUGGCAGUGCAAAGAAAAAGAAGAAGAAGAAGGAAAAGAAACACAAGAAAGAAAAGAAACAUAAGAAGCACAAGAAGCACAAGAAGGAGAAGAGUGGCAGCACUGUGACUGCAGAUGGACAAGAAAACCAGGCUGUGGAGGAGGAUGGAGACUCUCGAAAGGAAUCAGACAGCGAAGUAGAGGACAGCUUGGACGACCUGGAGAAGCACCUGCGAGAGAAGGCGCUGCGCUCCAUGAGGAAGGCCCAGAUGUCUCCGUCACAGAUGUCCUGAGAACGAGGGGCUUUCUUGUUUUGAAUUUUCCACUCACUAUUGAUGUUUGUCAUCAACCUGGUUCAGCUUUAGAAUGUACAAAUUGUUAAAUCUGGAGUCCUUUUUUUGUUUUCUUUUUACUGGUUUGGUACAUUCUGAAGAGUGUGUUUCAUUAAGAGCUUGAUUUGUCAGUUAGUGUACUAUCUUAACUGUAAAGAGGCCUGUGUUGUCCAUAAUUUUAAAAUUGAUGAGCAGGGAAACGGUUUCAGCUCAGAGGUUAGAGUUUGGCAGGUUUAAGAUAUUUUCCACAGUCUACAAUAGAUUCCAUUGAGAAAUGAUUGCAUGUGCAGUGAUUGUCUCUGAUGUGCAUGAACCACUGACCUUAUGGAGUGUAGAAGAAAACCAUACAAUAACAUACAGUAACAUACUGUUACUAUUGCCUUUCAUUAGUAGAGACAGUCGCACAGCCGUGUGAACUGUUGGAGGCCGUAACAGAAUGUCUUGUCCCAUAUUGUAACUUAAGAGGUGUUUAGCGUCGUUUAACCUGCUGUUUUUUUCUGACUUUAAAUUUGUCUUGUUUUAAGACUAAAACAAUCUGAUGUGACACAGAGUACGCGUUAAUUUUUUUUUUAACGGAUUGAUAUGCAAUUUUAUGUUGAUACCCCUGCACCACGCUAAUGUCUGUGGGACUGUUGUAUGAUUUGUAUUUAGUACUCCUGGCUCUUGUCAUCUUGUCAUCCUUUCAGAAUUAAAACCUUUUUAUAGGA
Molecule: messenger RNA, 3869 nt
Organism: Epinephelus moara (kelp grouper)
Lineage: Eukaryota; Metazoa; Chordata; Actinopteri; Perciformes; Serranidae
Gene: srrm1
Product: serine/arginine repetitive matrix 1
Exons: 15
Coding region: 784-3123 (779 amino acids)
Biological process (GO): regulation of mRNA splicing, via spliceosome; mRNA processing
Cellular component (GO): spliceosomal complex
Molecular function (GO): RNA binding
Source: RefSeq, a predicted model, not a curated record